UAUAUAAUGGAAGCAACCGACGCUCGUUAAUAGGCAAUCAAAUCUGAUCCUUUCGUAACUAUACCAGUAGGUACCAUGGCACUACCUCAACCUCCUACUGCUCUUCCCCAAUACUUGCAAGAAAGUGAACUCAGCCAAGAAACCAGAGACAUGAUAUCCACUCUACCUAGAGAAAAAGGUUGGGUUGCAAAUCAUCUCCAUCAAUACCAAGGCUUUUGGCACUCAAGUAGGCAGAUGCAAGGAGUCUUGGCGUGCCAGAAACACUUCCAAGCCCAAGAUUCUGAUAUUCUUCUUGUUACUACUCCCAAAUCAGGUACCACUUGGCUCAAGGCAAUUUUGUUUUCCCUAGUUAAACGAGGAGAGCACUAUCAUCCAGACCCUCAACACCACCCUUUGCUCACAAAAAACCCUCAUGUUCUUGUUCCCUUCUUGGAGCUCAAUCUGUACCUUGAGAAACCGGUGCCUGACCUCAUGACCUCCUAUGCGCCUCCUCGGCUCUUUUCAACUCACUUACCACUUGUGUCUCUACCGGAAUCAGUCAAAGACUCUGCUUGCAAGGUUGUCUAUUUGUGUAGAAACCCUAAGGACACAUUUGUUUCACUCUGGCACUUCACAAACAGAUUGAGACCCGAGGGUAGGGGAACCAAUCCACUUGAAGAAGCAUUGGAAAAGUUCUGCAGGGGAGUGAGUUUGUAUGGACCCUUUUGGGAUCAUGUGUUGGGGUACUGGAAUGAGAGCUUGAAAAGGCCUGAAAGGGUAUUUUUCAUCAAAUAUGAGGAAAUGAAAGAACGACCCGGUUUUCACUUGAGGAGGCUAGCCGAGUUCUUGGGGUGCCCAUUUUUCCCAGAAGAAGAGGCACAGGGAGUGGUGGACAACAUCUUAAGGCUGUGUAGUUUUGAGACUCUCAGCAAUUUGGAUGUGAACAAAAAUGGGAAGUUAUCGUCCGGCGAGGAGCAUAGUGCUUUCUUUCGGCGAGGGGAGGCUGGAGAGUGGAGGAAUCUUUUGACAGCUAAGAUGGCGGAACAGCUAGACCGUAUCACUGAAGAGAAGUUGCAAGGUUCUGGAUUAAAAUUCUAAGUUUGCUUAUGUAAAACACACUUCUUAGAUGUUCGUGUCUGUGUGUGUGUACUCUGACCUUGGUUUGUUCCAAUGUCAGUAUCUUGAAUCUCAUGAAAUAAAAUGUAUGAACAUAUUUUGACCUUGGUUAGUUCCAACGUCAAUAUUUGAAUCUCAUGAAAUAAAAAAUAUUGCCUA
Molecule: messenger RNA, 1254 nt
Organism: Rosa chinensis
Lineage: Eukaryota; Viridiplantae; Streptophyta; Magnoliopsida; Rosales; Rosaceae
Product: cytosolic sulfotransferase 12
Exons: 1
Coding region: 76-1077 (333 amino acids)
Biological process (GO): sulfation
Cellular component (GO): cytoplasm
Molecular function (GO): sulfotransferase activity
Source: RefSeq, a predicted model, not a curated record